ACCUCCAGGGAUUGCUUCACCUGCAGCCAGCACCGAGCGCUUCCUCCGAGGCGAACCGCCGGGCCCGACGCUGCGGACAGGUGUCCGAACAUGAGCGCCGACGGCCGCUGACUGCAGCCCGCCUCCAUCCAGGACCAACUCUCUCUGCGGCGCAGGGGAAAGCGGCGAGUGUUUUCCCCGCGCCGCCGCGGGGGGACGUGCGCUAAGUAACGGAGGACACAAACAUGCAGUAGGCGGCAUCCAGGUCCGCCGCCACGCCAGAGCGCUCCCACCGGACCUCCGCGUACCUGCUGAACUUUACCCCACCCCCGCCGCUCCUUGACGCGAUGGCAGCCGCCACUCUCGGGGAAGUUGGAGGCGUCCUGCACGGCAUCGACGGCGUCGUCCACGUCGGCUCCCAUUUCGUCCUCACGCCUCCAGGGGACAGGCCGCCUCUACUAGGGGAGCACCACCUCGCCCCCGGGGACAGGCGGUACCUGCCGACCACGCCGGAUCUGAAGCACUUAAAGGGCAUUCUGAGGAGGCGGCAGCUGUACUGCAGGACGGGGUUUCAUCUGGAAAUACUCCCGGACGGCACGGUGCAGGGGACCAGGAAGGACCACAGUCGCCAUGGUAUUUUGGAAUUCAUAAGCCUCGCUGUGGGACUGAUAAGCAUAAAAGGAGUGGACAGCGGGCUUUACCUGGGCAUGAACGACAAAGGGGAGCUCUAUGGCUCUGACAAGCUCACAGCCGAGUGCGUCUUCAGGGAGCAGUUUGAGGAAAACUGGUACAACACCUACUCCUCCAACCUCUACAAACACGGAGACAAAGGGACGCGUUACUUUGUGGCUUUGAACAAGGACGGGACUCCAAGGGACGGGACCAAGUCCCGACGGCACCAGAAGUUCACGCACUUCCUGCCCAGGCCCGUGGACCCGGAGAGAGUGCCGGAACUGUACAAGGAGAUCCUGGGACACAGCUGAGACGGCAAAAAGUCCCCUGAUCAGGGAGGAGCUGCUUGAACUGCCCCUGUUCGGCAGGGUGCGAAAUACUAAUAGAAUAAAAGAAAAGAAGCAAAAACAAAAGCGAGGCCGAAGACGAUGCCUUGGCGCAGGCAUGGCGGACCAUGACAGGCAACUGGGGGGCCGAUGAGGAGGAGGAAGAGGCCUCUCGUAGGAAUGCACAGUGGCCAUCAUCUCUCUCAGCGGCCACGAAGACAGGCGAGAAUGCUUCGGCAUGAGGGGCUCGUUUGUUCCGGAGGCCGGACCGUCCCGUCCCAAGAGGAGCCCAGGGGGGACGAGCAGGGAAGAGCCCAGGAGCCCCGCUGCAGAUCUGCAUGGCGAUCCUUUUUUUCUUUUUCUUUUUGUUUUUUUGAGUGAGAACCUGCUGUUGGUUGAGAAGGACUUUGAAGGAAUUCGUUUUUUUUGUUGUUGUUUUUUUUAUCUCAGACGUGUGUCGAGACAUUUUGAAAAAUGUAAAAGUCUAUUUAUUCUUUUUUUUUUAGAUACACAUAUUUAUCUUUAUAUAUUUAUUUAUUGGAGAAUAUAUUUUUACAGGUAGAAUCACGCCAUAUAGAAAAAAAACAAAAACCAAUCCCCACUUGGAACCGUGUCAACUAUAUGAAGACGGAGACGAUAUAUUUAUAUUUUAUCUUUAUACCUGGAAAAAUAGCCGUUUUACCCAGUGAUGCUCUGUAAUUUGACCAAAUUUUAAAACUUGUUGAAAGACUCCCCCAAUUUGACAUGUACUCUCUCCAAGCUUUUCAUUGUAUGUCUCCUUUUAAUGAGUGCUUUAUGGCCAUGCUGUUGUAAGGCGUCACACAGGGACGCCACCAUUCAAUGCUGACUCAAAAUUAAACGCUGUCACAAUAUUUACCCCAAAAAAAUGAAAAAUGAUCCAAAUCGAUUUAUUAGUGCAAAUUUUAAAACAUAAUUCUUCUUCCAAACUUGAAAACAAUGUGACAAAUCUUUCAGGUGUAAU
Poeciliopsis prolifica (blackstripe livebearer) is the source of this 1959-nucleotide messenger RNA. RefSeq names its product fibroblast growth factor 20b (gene fgf20b). The transcript has 3 exons. Bases 327 to 962 code for a protein of 211 amino acids. Gene Ontology annotation, cellular component: cytoplasm. Gene Ontology annotation, biological process: animal organ morphogenesis; fibroblast growth factor receptor signaling pathway; positive regulation of cell population proliferation. NCBI's taxonomy places the organism in Eukaryota, Metazoa, Chordata, Actinopteri, Cyprinodontiformes, Poeciliidae. The record is from RefSeq and is a predicted model, not a curated record. Gene Ontology annotation, molecular function: fibroblast growth factor receptor binding; growth factor activity.